AUGCGCGCACGUGAACACUGUUCAGAACAGUGGUUCUUCGCUACCCUUGCGAUCGGCAUCGCAGUUGCGUUCGGUGCUCCUGUCCCGGAUGGCACUUGGCCUACUAGUCAAGGCAAUGUCAGCUACACUGAAGUCUACGUCGUGAAAGCGGGUGAAGUGUUUGACGGUGGCAUGAAAACCUACGACCGCUCGGACAUCACCUGCCUCGGACAGACCGAGAGCAACGGAUCAUCGAAUGCUGUCUUCGAGGUCGAACCCAGUGCCACGCUCAAGAACGUUAUCAUCGGCACGAAUCAAAUGGAGGGCGUCCACUGUGAGAUGUCGGACUGCACGAUCGAGAACGUGUGGUGGGAGGACGUGUGCGAGGAUGCCCUGAGCAUCAAGGGUGGAAAUGCUUCCAGUGUCUCCAGGGUCAUCGGUGGUGGGGCUCGUUACGCGGACGACAAAGUAGUCCAGCACAACGGAUACGGUACCGUUGUUAUCGAUGGUUUCUUUGCGCAAGAUUUCGGUAAGCUGUACCGUUCAUGCGGUAACUGCAAGAGCAAUCCUCGUCAGCGCUUCCUCAACUUGACCAAUAUUUACGCGGACCUGGAGAUCAUCUAG
Phytophthora infestans T30-4 is the source of this 603-nucleotide messenger RNA. RefSeq names its product polysaccharide lyase, putative. Bases 1 to 603 code for a protein of 200 amino acids. Gene Ontology annotation, cellular component: extracellular region. The record is from RefSeq and is a predicted model, not a curated record. The transcript has 2 exons. NCBI's taxonomy places the organism in Eukaryota, Oomycota, Peronosporomycetes, Peronosporales, Peronosporaceae. Gene Ontology annotation, biological process: pectin catabolic process. Gene Ontology annotation, molecular function: pectate lyase activity.